Molecule: messenger RNA, 3035 nt
Organism: Oppia nitens
Lineage: Eukaryota; Metazoa; Arthropoda; Arachnida; Sarcoptiformes; Oppiidae
Gene: Stat92E
Product: signal transducer and activator of transcription 5B-like
Exons: 6
Coding region: 329-2722 (797 amino acids)
Biological process (GO): regulation of cell population proliferation; regulation of transcription by RNA polymerase II; defense response
Molecular function (GO): RNA polymerase II cis-regulatory region sequence-specific DNA binding; DNA-binding transcription factor activity, RNA polymerase II-specific
Source: RefSeq, a predicted model, not a curated record
UAUGUGAGACACUAUAGAAACAUAUGAAAGUAUAGCUUCACUGCAAACCAAUUCCAGGAAUCGGCGACCAGUUUUGACAAACGCUUUGUAGACUCGAAUCGAUUGCAUUCACACAACACUAUAGUCUAUAGCAUAGCGUCAUUGAAAACACUAUACUAUACAUACAAACACUAAAUUGUAACGAUUGUAAUGACUGACUGUAAUAUAGCAGUGAAUACAACACACCAUUCAAUGCAAUCAAAGUGAUUACAAUUUUAUUACUGGAGAAAAUUGGGAUAAUUUUUGAACAGACAUACCAUUGAUAUAUAGUAACCAAUAGAUAGUAAAGAUGUCGAUUUGGGCGCAAUUGCAGGAAUUGCCUGAAGAAGCGCAACAACAGGUGCAUAUGGCUUAUGGCGAUCAGUUCCCGAUUGAGGUCAGGUGUGCUUUAGCCCAAUGGAUUGAAGAGAAGCCAUGGAAGGACUUGGAUCCCGACAAUCCUCAACAUGAGGCCUAUGCGUCCAGUUUGGUGACCGCUUUCAUACAAGAAAUUGAAGCCAAAGCCAAUUUGACUGAAAAUUUUGUGACCAAAUUCAAGCUAAACACUGCGGCACAGAAUUUCCGUCAAAGCUAUUUACACACACCUUUCAUUUUGGUCCGCAUUGUUAAACAUUGUCUUAGCAUUGAAUCCCGAGUCAUACAACAGGCACAGAACUACUUGAAUAUAUCAAAUCAUGAAACCAAACCAUUGAUUAGAGAUCCGCAACAAGAGAUCACUCAACAGUUGGAAAAACUAAGAAAAAAUACGAUAGAGACUGACGAAGAGUUGCGCCGAAUGCAACAGGAACAGGAACAGUUCAUCAUACAGUUCCAGGAAAACCAGAAACGACAACUCACUAUUCAACAACUCAAUUGUCAACCCAACCAAAACAUUGAACUCAUCAGCAAAUGGCAAAAAGAAAAGGAUUCGCUCGACGCCGCACUCAAGUAUAAGGCGGCACAGAUUUAUCAGACACGAACUCAACUCAUCCAAAGAUACUCUGACACAUUGACUGCGUUGCAAAGUCUUCAACAGCGUGUUCUCGACGAUGAAUUGAUUCAUUGGAAACGCGCACAACAGCUGUGCGGUAAUGCCGUACCUUUUGAGAACAAUUUGGACCAAAUUCAAGAAUGGUGUGAAACAUUAGCCGAAAGUAUUUGGGCUAACAGACAGCAAAUGAAAAGGUUGGCUGAUAUGUGCCAACAAUUGCCUUUAGGAGGACAGCCUUCUGGACAUUCCGAUCAACUGCAGAACUUAACUAAACAAAUAACAACUUUAUUGUCUAAUUUGGUCACUUCAACGUUUAUUAUUGAGAAACAACCGCCACAAGUGAUGAAGACAAACACUCGAUUUACAUCAACUGUCCGAUUGUUGGUCGGCGGCAAACUUAAUGUCAAUAUGACUCCACCACAGGUUAAGGUGACGAUUAUCAGUGAAUCUCAGGCUAAUGCUAUGAUUAAGAACGAUAAAGUAUCGAUGGGUGACGUUAGCGGUGAGAUCUUAAAUAAUUCGGGAACAAUGGAGUAUCAUUCGGCCACUCGACAACUUUCUGUCAAUUUUCGUAAUAUGCAAUUACGUAAAAUAAAGAGAGCCGAGAAAAAGGGUACCGAAUCGGUAAUGGACGAGAAAUUCUCAUUACUAUUCCAAUCGCAGUUCAAAGUUGGUGGCGGAGAACUCGUGUUUCAAGUUUGGACAUUAUCAUUACCUGUUGUUGUCAUUGUUCACGGAAACCAAGAACCACAUGCCUGGGCCACUGUUACCUGGGAUAACGCAUUUGCUGCACCCGGACGACAACCAUUUGUUGUUCCCGAAAAAGUGCCGUUUAGUCAGGUGGGAGAAGUGUUGAGUCAAAAAUUUAAAGGAGCUGUCGGUCGUGGACUGAGUGAUGAUAAUUUAAGAUUUUUAGCGGGAAAAGCGUUUAGAAAUCCCAAUUUGCAAGAUUGGCAAAACCAAUUGCUGAGUUGGUCUUUAUUUUCUAAGGAACCGCUUCCCGAUCGAAGCUUUACAUUCUGGGAGUGGUUUUAUGCCAUUUUGAAAGUAACGCGCGAACACUUGAGAGGACUUUGGAACGAUGGCUCUAUUAUGGGAUUUGUUUGGCGCCGUCAGGCAGAGGAAAUGCUGUCGAAGAAGCCGAGCGGCACUUUUCUCUUAAGAUUUAGUGAUUCCGAAUUGGGUGGAGUGACUGUUGCCUGGAUUGCUGAGGGACAGGAAGGCAAUGAAACAUAUAUGUUACAACCAUUUACGUCCAGAGACUUUCAAAUUAGAGGACUUGCCGAUCGUAUUAAUGAUCUAAAGCACUUGACUUACUUGUAUCCAGACAUACCCAAAGAUCAGGCAUUUUCUAAAUAUUACACCCCAUUUAACGACAGUCAGCCCUCAUCUUCAAAUGGUUAUGUCAAACCAGUGUUGGUUACCUUCAUUCCUGGCUGGUCGGGUAACGGUCCAUACGAUUCUUACCCAAAUACGCCCCAAUCGGCACUUCAUAAUCCCCACUCACCGAGCGAUGUCUCAUAUCAUGACAACCCUUCAGUACAGAGCUCAUCCAAUGACUGUGCAUUGAAUGCUGUCGGAGGAAUGGGAGGAACUGUAGACGAUUAUUCAGAUUUAAUGUCAGGCAUGGAUUUGGUAACAGAUAUGGAUGUUCCGGUCGACUUCUCCUCCAUUAAUGUCUCCGAUCUUAUGGCUUACAGCAAGUCUUCAUAAGUUCAUUAUUAUUAACAGAUAAUAUAAAAUAAUUUUAUUUGAAUUAUUUUGAAACUUUAGUGAUUAUUGAAAUAUUAGGCUCUUAUUUAUAAAUAUUUUAUAGCCUACUAUGUUAUAGCCUUAUGUUAUCAUUAUUCAAAAGCAACUAAACUAAGAUUUGAGAGAUUUUUGAGAGUGUGUGCAAUACCUCUGCAAUUAUGAUUGUGCCAUAAAAUGUUAUCAAUUUAUUUAAUUAAGACUUCAUUUUUUAGUUAGUUUUAAAUAGUUUUUAAGUUUCUGUUUUGCAUCCAUAGAAUAUAGUGCCUCAUAAUAA